AUGGGUUUGGCUGAAGACAAAGUCUACGAACACAUUUUGAAAAACCUCAGCCACUUCAAGAACAUCCGCGUGGCCUCGCUGGCCGAUUCCCUCAGCUGCCUGACCGACAGCGACAGGGAUGAGCUCCACGCCCGGGAGGAGGCCCGGGGCAGCCGGGCCACUGGCUAUAAGUUUUACCAGCACCUCAAGUGCCGGCAGGGCUGGGGAACCGAUCUGAUCAACGCGCUGCGCCAGAACAACGCGGGGCACCUGGCUGAUGAGCUGCAGCACGUCUAUGACUCCUGGAAAACCCGUCCCCAUCGUGCAGUUCCUACCUCCGUCCCUCCUGCAGACCGUCCCACCUCCAGUUUCCAGAGGCCAUUCCCAGAGCCCACUCCUGUUCCAUACGCCCCGCUGGCUGCGCCGCCGCACCAAGACCUGCCCACAGGCUGCCCUCUGCCUCUCCAGCCCAGUGCUACCACCACCAGCACAGAGCUGGAUGCCCGGGCCCCGGUGCAGGAAUCGCUCCCCAAAAACCUGGAGCAGGAGAGCCCCCAGCCACCUCUCCCUGGGAGCGUGGUCUGCGAUGGAGUGAGUGAUGGGCACGGUGGAGAGGGGCAUCUCUCACACUCCACUAAGGCCAUGCAGGUGGCAGUGGGGACCCCCGGAGCAGGCAGAGUGGCCGUGCCAUCAGCUGUCCCCCCGGAGCCGGGCCCGGCCUGGCCAAGCCGCCAGCAGCACCCAGUGUGUGUGGACAAUGGGUGUUUUGGGAACUCCAACCACCUGCACCGCGGAGCGCCAGGCUUGGGUCUGGGCAGGGCCCUUCCACCCAAGGAGGCGGGUGCUGCUCGCAGCCCCGAGCAGCCCAGGAAUGAGCCCCAAGAGGACUCCUACGUCUCCACUGAGUCACCCCCGAGGCUGGAGGAGGCCGCUCUGGCUCAGCCCCCAGACUCUGUGCCAAAAAAACCAGCUGUGAGCAGCUCUGAGCACAGUGAGACCCCGGGCAGCUUUGUGGAUGUGCGCAGCCCCCUCCUUGUACAGCAGCAGUUUGAUGUGGAGCAGAAGCAGGUCAGGAUGCUGCGAGAGCAUGGAGGAGAUGGAGACACUGGGAUGGAAACAGCCACUCCAGCCCCUAGUCCUGCACCCAGAGAUGCUUCUCCAUCCUGUGACACCUCUGCAAAGCUUCCUGUACAAGAGAAAGAACUGCCCAGGGGGGACACAGCCAGCAGCACCCCCUCCAUGCUGACCAAGGAGAAAGUGCUCCCAGCCUCAGUGGACCCUCUCCCAGCUGUUGCAGGAAGAUCUGAAGGCACGUCUGGGAGGACGGCACCCUGCGCGAGCUCUGCUACAACCAUCUGGUUGCCUUGCAGCAACAACGAGAGUGAUGUGGAGCUCAGCAAGCCAGGUGUCCUCUCCAUUUCUGGGAAGAGCUCAGAGGCAGAUGGUAGAAGCCACAGCAGGCCUUCUUUUGUGUUGCCCAAUAGCCUCACCUUCAGCAGCGACCCGCUCAUGGUGAGCACAGAUAGCUCAAGCUCAGGAAAAGCACUCUCCAAAGUCUCCUCAGCGUGCCCAACACCCGUGGCUCCUGAAGACCUUGGGGGAGACGAGGCAGCUGGAGCAAGCAGAGACUCACGUCCACCUCCAAGCUGGGACAGCAACUCCCUGGGCACUCACGAGGUCCGUGUGGACCAUCACCCCAGCACCCAGCUUGAGGCAGGCAGCAACCUCCAAGAUGGAGCUGAUCCCCUUGGAAACCCUCCAGUUUUUGACUCAAGCAGGGGCCGUGACACUGUGACCAGUGUCCCCCCAGGGGACAGCAACCGACCGUCCCUGCUGUACCUCCUGCCAGCUGUGGGCAUUGCUGUGAUUUCAGUGUUCCUGGUGUACACUCGAUGGAAGAAAUAG
Molecule: messenger RNA, 1884 nt
Organism: Chaetura pelagica (chimney swift)
Lineage: Eukaryota; Metazoa; Chordata; Aves; Apodiformes; Apodidae
Gene: MAVS
Product: mitochondrial antiviral signaling protein
Exons: 6
Coding region: 1-1884 (627 amino acids)
Source: RefSeq, a predicted model, not a curated record